UCAAAAUUUGAGUACUAGAUUUUUCAUCCCUCGGUUCUUUUAGUACAAAAUUAAACAAAACUAAACUGUCCGUACAACAAUGGCGGCCAUUGACGAGGAGAAGACUCUCCAAGAGGAGCUCUCGCUUCCGAUCCUCCUCGCCGAUCGCGUCAUCAAGUCUGCUCAGGAGGCCGAGUCCUCCAAGCAGGACUGCUCCGAGCUCGCGAAACAGGUCGACCGCCUCUCCCAGAUGCUCCGCUCCGCCGUCAGGAUCGCCUCCGCUGCCCCCUCCGUCUACGAGCGUCCCGUCCGCCGAAUCGUCGCCGACGUUAUGAAGAACCUCGAGCGUGCUCUUACUCUCGUCCGCAAGUGCAAGCACAGCGGCGUCCUCCGCCAGGUGUUCUCCAUCACCACCACUGCCGACUUCCGCAAGGUCUCGAACCUUCUGGAAUCUUCCAUCGGCGACAUGAAGUGGCUCCUCUCGAUUUUCGACGCCGACGGCGGCAACCUCUCCCUCCCUCCGAUCGCCAGCAACGACCCGAUCAUGUCAUGGGUCUGGUCCUCCAUCGCCACCGUCCAGAUGGGCCAAAUUAAGGCCAGGAUGGACGCCGCCAACGAGCUCGCCUCCCUCGCCCGCGACAACGACCGGAACAAGAAGAUCAUCGUCGACGAGGGCGGAAUUAUGCCGCUCCUCAAGCUUCUCAAGGAAGGCUCCUCCCCCGAUGCCCAAAUCGCAGCCGCCAACGCGCUCUUCAACGUCGCCACCGACCUCGAGAGAGUCCGAUUCGUCGUCGAAGCCCUAGGGAUCCCGAUCAUCGUCCAGGUCCUCAAUGACUCGCCGAUUAGGGUUCAGGUCUCGGUGGUGAAACUUGUCUCGAGAAUGGCGGAGCUCGAUUCCGACGCUCAGGAGGAGUUCGCCAGAGAGAACGUGAUAAGACCGCUCGUGUCGUUGCUCUCUAUAGACACGGUUCUCCAUGACCCGCAGCUUCACUCCGGUGGUAAGACUAGCAUUCACUCGAUUGUUCAGAUUAAUAAGGAAUUAGCUGGUAAACCACUGAAUUCUCAUGGAAAUUCUUCAACUUUGAUGACGAAUUCGUCGUUCUCUUCUCAUCACCAUUCCGAUGGGAGUAGUCGUGGCGGCAGCCAUUAUAGGAAGGAUAGAGAGGUUGAAACUCCUGAAAUAAAACUUAAUCUUAAAGUAGGUUGUGCUGAGGCUCUGUGGAAGCUCUGUAAAGAUAGUUUAACUAAUAGUCGAAAAGUUACGGAGACCAAAGGGAUGAUUUGUUUGGCUAAGAUUAUAGAGAAGGAGGAAGGGGAUUUGCAGUAUAAUUGCUUAAUCGCAGUGAUGGAGAUAGCGGCCGCAGCCGAGACAAGCUCCGACCUUAGACGAGCGGCUUUUAAGACCAAUUCUCCAGCUGCAAAGGCUGUUUUGGAUCAGCUUCUGAGAGUCAUUCAAGAGGAGAGUAGUCCGGCAUUGCAAAUUGCUGCCAUUAAGUCAAUUGGGUGCUUGGCUCGGACUUUUCCUGCGAGGGAGACGCGAAUUGUUGGUCCCUUGGUGUCACGUCUCAGCGAUAGGAAUGUUAAUGUGGCUGCGGAGGCUGCUACUGCUUUGGCGAAGUUUGUGUCUCCAGAGAAUUUCAACCGCGUGGAGCACUCAAAGGCUAUUAUUGAAUUUGAGGGCGUUCCUCCGUUGAUGAGAUUGCUUAAGCCUGAUAGCGGGGCCCAAGUUCAGGCCAUGAAACUGCUGUGUUACCUUGCAUUGCACGUUGGCAAUAGCAAGGCUCUUGAACAAGCCCGCGCCUUGAGUGCUCUCGAGGGGGCUCGUUCGGUUGCAGCUCAAAAUGCUGAGCUGAGGGAGUUGUUCCCCAAAGCCAUCCACCACCUUGCUCUUUAUCAGGCUGGAGCUCAUCCCCACUGGCAAUCAUAUGCAACAUGAGUUCUGCAGUUUUGAUAAUCAGAAUAAUUCUCGUCAAACGUCCCGUGGUUAAUGGUUACACUAUGCCAUAAUCAUGUUGGUUGCAAAGAGGAAAUAUGCUACCAAGAAAAAUCGAAGAAACAAAGGAGGAAGAACAGGAAACCAAAAGUUGACUUGAUUGUGGGGCUGUGAAGAGAAGAACAGGGAUGUUGAACUAAGAUUUUGCCGUGUACCAUUUGAAACUCCAGACAGAAAAAAAAAAAAAAAAAAAAAAAAGUUGCCUCUAUCAUAGGCAGUUUUAUGUGCCGUUUGUCAGCAGAAGAAUUGAAAUUGUUUGACAGUCGACUGAAUAAUUCUGCAGACAACAUACUGGGUGAUAGAUAGGUUGGGUACAUAUGAGGGUCUUGCCCAAUUUUCUGUUACCGGUUAAUAUGUGAUCGUGUAUGAUACAGAUACAUAUUAUGUAUUUAUGUAUGUAUUUUAUGUAUAGCCGUUAUAGAUUAGUGGCCAUAGUAUAGCAGAUUAAGGCACACUAACAUGUUGGGCUUUAUUCAUUCUAUGGAGCAAUUAUGUUUACAACAACACAAGACGAGUAGCAAAU
Molecule: messenger RNA, 2495 nt
Organism: Morus notabilis
Lineage: Eukaryota; Viridiplantae; Streptophyta; Magnoliopsida; Rosales; Moraceae
Exons: 2
Coding region: 80-1915 (611 amino acids)
Biological process (GO): cell surface receptor signaling pathway
Molecular function (GO): protein binding
Source: RefSeq, a predicted model, not a curated record